Messenger RNA from Rhododendron vialii, 1006 nucleotides. RefSeq lists its product as uncharacterized. NCBI's taxonomy places the organism in Eukaryota, Viridiplantae, Streptophyta, Magnoliopsida, Ericales, Ericaceae. The record is from RefSeq and is a predicted model, not a curated record. Bases 111 to 674 code for a protein of 187 amino acids. The transcript is spliced from 3 exons.
CGUCCUCUUUUUAUAUCCUCAGACGCUGUUUGAACACCUUUCUCUCUAGUCAUUCCCCGUCUCCUCUCUCUCUCUCUCUCCUUCUCUCUCUCUCUCUCUCUCUAUCUCCAAUGGCGCGAGUCCUCUCACAAACCCUAACACGACUAUCCUCCACCUCUCCAAAAUUCCCAAACCCAACCACCCUCUCCUAUAGCUAUAGCCCACCUUCUCCCCUCUCGCCUCGGAUUCUGACCCAGCGCAACCGCUCCAACCAGUCCGGCAAGGCCCAGCUCCUUGAGGUCGAUCUCGACUCCUCCUCCUCCUCGUCCUCCGACGGCGCCUCCGCCGGAGGAGAGGUCGAGGUCAUGGGCGUUCGAAGGCUCGAGGACGUCAUCCACGGCAUCAUCGUCCGUCGAUCGGCUCCCGAUUGGCUCCCCUUCGUCCCCGGGUCGUCCUACUGGGUCCCGCCCCGACGCCGGGCUCCCGGGAUCGUCGAAUUCGUCGGGAAGCUGACGAAUCCGCUGUCCGAUGAGGAGAACAUGUCGUUUGCGACCGAGCGCGGGUGGCCCUCCACCGCCUACUUUAUUGACGGUGCUGCCGCACAUCCUGUCCCACUGGAGCUGCAGGUGAAGGUGGAGGUGAAGGUGGAGGACAACACAGACAAUGAAUCUCAAUCCGAGGAUGCGGAGGGUUGAAGGGAAUCUCUAUGGAGAACUACUUGCUAGGGGUCGGUCACCUUUGUACAUAUCAGAAACUGCAGAAACGAAGAAGCUAGAAGUGAAGGUGGGGCAGAAAAAAGCCGAGCAAGCAUUCGAUUGUUUGUACAGAAACCUCUGGUAAUGUGAGGCUGGGAGUUCAAUAAGAGUUGCUGCUUCUGUUGCCGUCAACCUCACCCCAGUUCUACCAAAAGCCAUAGAGCCCUUCUGUUGUGUUGUUUUACGUAACCAUGAAAAUAGAUGCUAUUUUAUGCUUUGUUGGAUAUUUAUAAUCUGAAUGAGCAUUGUUAUCGCUUCUGAUCAUUUCCCAA